Meloidogyne enterolobii is the source of this 937-nucleotide messenger RNA. The record is from the annotation of a GenBank genome assembly. NCBI's taxonomy places the organism in Eukaryota, Metazoa, Nematoda, Chromadorea, Rhabditida, Meloidogynidae.
UUUUUCAAUCCAUUUUUCAAAUUUUGAAAUCUCCAGCUUUAUAAUGGCUAAUAAACCUAUUUCUGUACUGCUUAUUCUCUUCUUAUCCGUCCCACAGUUUAAUGCAGAUCAGGGAAAUGAAGAAGAUCCAGAAGAAAAGUCACGAUAUCAACAAUAUGUGAACGAGCAGAAUUACCAUAUUCCUUUCAAAACACGCAUCAGUGAGCCUUUCAGAGAGUAUCAAACAGUGCACGCUGUAGGAAAAGUUAAUGCCGACCCAAGGAGGGUGGAUUUAAAUUUCUAUAAAGGUGGGAAUGAAAAUGAUGAUAUGCCUUUACAUCUUUCAGUCAGAUUUGAUGAAGGCUUGUUUAAGGGGAAUGUGGUGUUUAACACCCUUGUCAAUAAAAAUUGGUCAGAGCCGGAAGAGCGUGUUCAAAGUCCAUUCAAACCAGAUGAUGAAUUCGAUAUUCGGGUGUUUGGUAAUCGUAUCGAGAUGGGGACUUUCGAUCAACGCAUCCCUUUAUAUGGAGUUAAUCACGUAUCAUUACUUGGAGAUUUGAAGAGUUUACGAGUUUUCCACUAUGGAGGAACUAAAUUCCCGAAUCCCUACAAUGCUAUUGCCAAACUUUUGCCGGGAAAUCGAGUUAAUUUCAACCUGUACAAGACUAACAACGACAUAGCGUUGCAUAUUUCUAUACGAUACUCCGAAGGCAUUAUUGUUCGCAAUUCAAUGAUAUCAAAUCAAUGGGGGGAUCAGGAAAUUGAAGGCAGUCUUCCAUUGGCAAAAAAUGAAAUUUUCGACCUAACAAUAAUAAACGAACAAGCAAACUUUCUAAUUUUAUUUAACGGCAAAAAGUUUUGUAAUUUUGUGCAUCGUUCUCAGAAUUUUGAUAUUGAAACAUUAGAAGUAGAUGGAACUUUUGAAUUACACACAGUUACAAUUAACAACGCACGUUAA